Messenger RNA from Cuculus canorus (common cuckoo), 5388 nucleotides. Its product is annotated as olfactory receptor 14A16-like. The transcript has a single exon. The coding region runs from base 4372 to 5388 and encodes 338 amino acids. Gene Ontology annotation, molecular function: G protein-coupled receptor activity; olfactory receptor activity. Gene Ontology annotation, biological process: G protein-coupled receptor signaling pathway. Gene Ontology annotation, cellular component: membrane. Lineage: Eukaryota; Metazoa; Chordata; Aves; Cuculiformes; Cuculidae. The record is from RefSeq and is a predicted model, not a curated record.
UUUGGCCUUGUUAAACCUCACACCAUUGGCCUCAGCCCAGCGGUCCAGCCUGUUCAGAACCUCUUUGCAGAGCCUCCCUACCCUCCAGCAGAUCCACGCUUCCACCCAGCUCAGUGUCAUCUGCAAACUUGCUGAGGGUGCACUCAAUGCCUUCAUCCAGGUCAUUGAUAAAGACAUUGAACAGGGCUGGACCCAGUACUGAGCCCUGGGGAACCCCACUUGUGACUGCCUCCAGCUGGAGUUAACUCCAUUGACCACCGCUCUCUGGGCCAUCCAAACAGUUUUCGACGCAGGAGAGUGUGCGCCUGUCCAGGCCAGAGGCUGACAGUUUCUGAAGCAGAAUGCUGUGAGAAACUGUGUCAAAGGCUUUACUGAAGUCCAAGAAGACUCCAGCCACAGCCUUUCCCCCAUUUAUUAGUCGAGACAUUUUGUCAUAGAAGGUGAUCAGGUUAGUUUGGCAAGAUCUGCCUUUUGUGAACCCAUGUUGACUGGGCCUGAUCACCCGGUUCUCUUGCAUGUGCUUCAUGAUAGCACUCAAGAUCACCUGUUCCAUGACUUUUCCCGGCACUCAGGUCAGACUGACAGGCCUGGAGUUCCCCGGAUCCUCCCUGCAACCCUUCUUGUAGAUGGGCACAACAUCAGCCAGCCUCCAGUCCAGUGGAACUUCCCCAGUCAGCCAGGACCGCUGGAAGAUGAUGGAAAGGGGUUUGGAAAGGACAUCCACCAGCUCCUUCAAUACUCUUGGGUGGAUCCCAUCCGGUCCCGUAGACUUGUGGGUGUCUAGCUGGGCAAGCAAGUCUCUAACCACCUCCUCUUGGAUCAUGGGAGCCUCAUUCUGCUCCUCUAACUCCUGGGUUUGUACAUAGAGGGAACAACUUUCCUUAUUAUUAAAGACUGAGGACAAAGAAGGCAUUAAGUACCUCAGCCUUGUCUUCAUCCCUUGUCACUGUUGUUCUUCUGCAUCCAAUAGGGACUGAAUAUUCUCCCUCAUCCUCCUUUUCUUGUUAAUGCAUUUGUAGAAAGAUUUUUUAUUAUUUUUCACAGAUUUAGCCAGUUUCAUUUCUAGUUGGGCCUUAACCCUCCUGAUUUUUUCCCUGCAUGAUCUCACUUCUUCGCUGUAGUCCACCCAAGAUGCCUGUCACAAUGUGAGCAAGGUGCCAGUGCUUAGGGAGUUACUCCAGUCUCCAUGACCUUUGGAAGAUGAUGGAGAGAGGACUCACUGGGACAUCGUCCUGCUCACUCUGCUCCCUGGGAUGCUGCCCCUGCUGUCCCAUACACUGGGAAGGAUGGUGUUUGCUCAAGUGAUCCCUGACUUGAUCCCCACCCACCGCCGGUUGAUCUCCUCCAUAGUCCUGCCCUGAGACACAGAGGGCCGCAAGACCUUCCUUGGCAAGAGAGAGGCAGAGAGGACACAGGGAAUCUCAGAUCUCUCUACACCUGCUCCUCCUAAAACCAGUAGUACCCACACAGGGGCUUUGUUUCUUCCUUAGCAGUUUGUGAUGCAGCAAAUGCUCAUCAUGGUGCCCUUGAAUGGCUUCUCAAGUUGAGACUGGGUUUCAGUCUGGACUCUUGCAGUGUUCAGGAGGAUACUGUCCUUGAAGCCCAUCUGUCCUGAGCUCUGUGACCAUGUCCCAGCUCUGUCUCUCACAGGAACGGCUCCAUCUCCUCCUGCCUGUGCCCCUGGCUGAGGGCAUUGCUGCCCAGUGGGGCUGAAGCCCUGCAGCUGUGGCACCAGGCAAGCUCAUCCCUGCCAGAAGGAAACCUGGGACCAAGAGUCCAACACCUCAUGUGUUCAAAUGCUUUGCUUAGAGCAGAGACGUGGCUGGGACAGGAGAGAGCUGAGUGUCUUUCUAGUCCCAGGUCAAAUGCCUAAAUUCACUCAACAGAAUAGAUCUCCCCAGCAUGGAGAAAUGAGAUCAUUCCUUGUCAUCUUUCUGCUGCCCUGUCAAAGAUGGAACAAGAAAAGUGAUUCUCUUGCCCAGCUAUUUCUCUAACAGCAGUAUUGACACUGUAGGAAAGAAGUGUCUCUGCCCAUCUGAGGGAAGGGAACAUCAGGGAUGGCUUCAGGCUGUUUCUCAGCAGGUUCCCCUGGAGCCCCAGGGACACCUGGAGGGAGCCCCGAGGGGGCAGAGCAAGGGCUGCCUUGGGCUGCUCCUCUGCUGCUGAGCUGGGCUGGGCUCCUGGCAGGGAGGGAGCUGGUGGCAAGUGGGCAGCGCUACAAAGAGCCAUCUCUGGGCAGGAGCAGCUCCUCUGCAAAGCCCAGCAGAGCUGAGGGCACUGCCUGCAGGCAGCGAGGGGAGAGGAGGGAGGCAGAGAGAGGUUCAAGGCAGGGUGGGGUGGGAGGAAAGAGGAGACUUCAUUUGGAGAAAAACAUUCACAGCCUUUAACAAGGUAAGUCUCUGCAGGCAAAACAGUGCAGGUGCUGUUCCUGGGUGAAUCUCAGCCUGUGGGAUCUGUCAGGAGGUUCUCACAGUUUCUCCAGUGGAGAGAAAAAGGAUGAGCUUUGGAGAGGGUUUCCUGGCUGCACGGCCAGUGGGACAGGACACGGCAGCUGCCUUCACCCAGGGAUGUCUGCAGGGUGUGGAGCUGGGGGUGCACUCAGGGGUGCCCCGGGCUGUCCUUGAGAUCCGGGUCCCUGCAUCCCAGGCUCCGAGUGCCGGGACAGGGACUCUGCCGCCUGCCAGGGGCAGCUCAGCCUGCCCGGGGAGCUCCCCAUGCUGGUACAAAGAGAAGCUGUGGGUGGAAAAAGCAACUCCUGCAGGAGAGAGGCUUUAUGCUUCUAAGAGGGUCCUGGGUGAGUCAGAGCUGCUCACAGUUCCUGAUCAUCCCAGGACAUUUCUGAGAGGAUAUUUCAAGAGGAAGGUCAAUGCAGGGAUUAUGUUACAGAUAAGGAGCUUUCCUGAAUCUGUCAUUUCAGUUACCUGUUCUUGGGGAAUUGAGGGAAGAAAUGGGGAAAAAAAAGGGGCUUUCAUUCUUGAACAAGAGACUGAGACUGCUGAGCUGUAAGGAUGAGUACCCAGUAGGUCUGGUAGGAGCUCCUGCACUGCCUGUGGACAGCACCAGCAUCACCUCUGCUGGACCCCGCAGGGUUCUCCUGUCCUGCCCUGUUCAACCUGCAAACAGGAACCCACAGCCAGGCAGUGCCCUGCAAACAGGCAGCUUUGUGUAGGGGAGCGCACAGAGGUUGGGAUGGGGUUGGAGAGCACUGACAGGGAAAAGACAUGGGGCAGGGAAACACCUCUCAGGGAGAGAAUGUCCAAGCAGCAGGGAUGGGGUCAUGGAAUGAGAGGAAUCUAAAACCAGAGAAGUGGCAGGAAGACUAGAGAAAAUGCCAUGUGAUCCUGUCCAGUGCAGCCCCUUCCUCUGAGCAAGCCCCCUGCCUCCUCUCCCACCCAGCAAAGCCUCUGCCCUCAGGGCUCUGGGCUCCAAGGCUGAACCCCCUCCUCUGCAGCCACAGCUCCAGUGCCCUCUCCAGAGCCCAGGGGCUGAGAGCAACUGCCCGGCAAGGUUGGUGUCUGGGAGGGGGUGAGCACAGCUGGGGAAGGGGAACGCUGUCGGCGUGCCCGGCUGCCUCUGCCCUGGCCUCUCACAGCCAGACCCUCACUCUGUUCCUCCCUGUUUUCCCCCUGUCUCUGUUCUCGCUGUUCUCUCCUUGUUGCUGCCAGGCUCUCUGGGGAUGGGAGCUGCAGCUGCAGAGUCACCCACUGCCCUGGUGGCUCCUUUCCUGCACUUGUGUCCAUGGGAACCCGUGUCCCAGCUUUCCUGUAAGCUGUGGGGCUGAGGGCAAUGCAGUCAGUGGGACUGGGGAAGGACCUGAAUCUCCCUUCAUCAAAUGCCAUCCUGAGGACACUUGACUCUCCUUGAGGUUUCCUUCCAAGCUGUGAGCUUUCCUCCAGGAUGCAAACCUGUUCUGUCACGUCUUUGUAUUUCCUGCAAGCCCCAUGGAGAAGAGAUGCUAUGAGAGAGACAAUGCUGAUGGGUUUGUGAACUGAGACAUGUCUGUCCUAGGCUGCAAGUGGGUGCUGAGACCUUAGGCAAAGGUGAGGCAUUGAAUGGUGUGAGGUGGAUCUCUCUGCUCUCAACAGGGCCUGGAGGCAUUUCAGGGUGACACAAGAAUGUGAUCAUUCUGGCUGUGGAGAUGCACCAGGAGCACUUCCCCAGGAUAGAGCUGAACCCCAGCAGUGUCCCCUGUCCCCACCGUCCCCAUCACCCCCUGCUGCAGAGCAGGGCUGACUCCUCGCAGCCAGCGGGCAGAGGCCCUGCUCCUCCCGGCACAUUCAGCCGGCACCGAGCAGGGCUCCAGGCUCGGAGCUGAAGGAAGGGCUGCGAGAGAAGGGACAGUGUGUGUGCAUCAGGGGAGGGGAAUGAGAGAUGGCUUUGAUUUGGCUCAGGAAAUUCUCCCCUAACUUGUCACUGUCCUUUCCUCCUCUGACAGUGCCCCAUAUCCAGAGGCAGCAGAUGUCCAACAGCAGCUCCAUCACCCAGUUCCUCCUCCUGGCAUUUGCAGACACACGGGAGCUGCAGCUCUUGCACUUCUGGCUCUUCCUGGGCAUCUACCUGGCUGCCCUCCUGGGCAACGGCCUCAUCAUCGCCACCAUCGCCUCUGACCACCACCUCCACACCCCCAUGUACUUCUUCCUCCUCAACCUCUCCCUCCUCGACCUGGGCUCCAUCUCCACCACUGUCCCCAAAUCCAUGGCCAAUUCCCUCUGGAACACCAAAGUCAUUUCCUAUGCAGGAUGUGUUGCCCAAUUCUUUCUGUUUGUCUUUCUCAUUUCAGCAGAGUAUUCUCUUCUCACCAUCAUGUCCUAUGACCGCUACGUUGCCAUCUGCAAACCCCUGCACUACGGGACCCUCCUGGGCAGCAGAGCUUGUGUCCACAUGGCAGCAGCUGCCUGGGGCGCUGGGUUUCUCAAUGCUCUGCUGCACACGGCCAAUACAUUUUCCCUGCCCCUCUGCCAGGGAAAUGCUCUGCACCAGUUCUUCUGUGAAAUCCCACAGAUCCUCAAGCUCUCCUGCUCACACUCCUACCUCAGGGAAGCCGGGCUUAUUGUGGUCAGUGUACUAGUAGCAUUUGGCUGUUUUGUUUUCAUCAUACUGUCCUAUGUGCAGAUCUUCAGGGCUGUGCUGAGGAUCCCCUCUGAGCAGGGACGGCACAAAGCCUUUUCCACGUGCCUCCCUCACCUGGCUGUGGUCUCCCUGUUUCUCAGUACUGACUUAUUUACACACCUAAAGCCCCACUCCACCUCCUCCCCAUUUCUGGACCUGAUGGUUUCAGUUCUGUACACGGUGGUGCCUCCAGCAUUGAACCCCCUCAUCUACAGCUUGAGGAACCAGGAGCUCAGAGCUGCCCUAUGCCAACUGACCCAAUGCACGCGGUUUCACUGA